GAAAAAAUAGUGGAGCGCCAGCGCGGCCGCCCGCUAUAAAGUCGCCCGCGGACGGCUACGCCUGCCUCACCCACCUUGCCUCUGCCCUCCUCAGAUCCGCGCGCCUGCCUGCUCGAUUUGCUCUGCUCCCCCCUUGCCCCGCCCUUCGUCUCCGCCUGAUGAUCUCCGCGCCUCUGCGCGCGCCGGCCGCCGCCGGGGCGCCGUUGUUCCGGCCCGCCUCCGCGCCCAGGCCCAUCCGGAUCCGGUGCGCCGCCGCGGCCGCGGCCCCCGCCGCUCCGGCGCCCACGCUGUACGAGGUGCUGGGCCUGCGCGCCGGCGCCACGGUGCGGGAGAUCAAGGCGGCGUACCGGCGCCUGGCGCGGGAGCGGCACCCGGACGUGGCGGGCGCCGCGCCGGGGGCCGCCGCCGAGUUCGUCCGCCUCCACGACGCCUACGCCACGCUCUCCGACCCGGACAGCCGCGCGCGCUACGACCGCGGCGGCGCCGCGGUGGCCGCGGCCGUCGCGCAGCAGCGCGCGCGCCCGCGCUGGGCCGCCUCGGCGGGGGGCUACUACGGCCGCCCGCGCCGCACCUGGGAGACGGACCAGUGCUGGUAGCAGACUGUGUUAGGAGUAGGAACCCCUUGCCGCGCCGUGCUUGUUGUGAAUAGGUGUCGGCAGUCUAGAAACAACACAUCCUCCUGCCGCCAUGGCGGCUCACCUUGGUUGGAUUUUUAGUACCGGUGGCCAUCCAUGUGACUCCCCGUCCUUGUUCUUGCACUUGUCUGAGAUGUAAUCUUGAGAAGCGCAAAUUGACUUAUAUAAUGUAAGGUGGCUGCGAGGUUUGAAGGAA
This is a messenger RNA of Panicum virgatum (switchgrass), 831 nucleotides long. RefSeq names its product chaperone protein dnaJ 11, chloroplastic-like. The coding region runs from base 159 to 596 and encodes 145 amino acids. The transcript has a single exon. NCBI's taxonomy places the organism in Eukaryota, Viridiplantae, Streptophyta, Magnoliopsida, Poales, Poaceae. The record is from RefSeq and is a predicted model, not a curated record.